This is a messenger RNA of Rhodotorula toruloides NP11, 1497 nucleotides long. RefSeq names its product glutamate N-acetyltransferase / amino-acid N-acetyltransferase. Gene Ontology annotation, biological process: L-ornithine biosynthetic process; L-arginine biosynthetic process. Gene Ontology annotation, cellular component: mitochondrial matrix. Gene Ontology annotation, molecular function: L-glutamate N-acetyltransferase activity, acting on acetyl-CoA as donor; L-glutamate N-acetyltransferase activity, acting on acetyl-L-ornithine as donor. NCBI's taxonomy places the organism in Eukaryota, Fungi, Basidiomycota, Microbotryomycetes, Sporidiobolales, Sporidiobolaceae. The transcript has 3 exons. The coding region runs from base 1 to 1497 and encodes 498 amino acids. The record is from RefSeq and is a predicted model, not a curated record.
AUGGCUGGAAUCGCAAAGGCUGCCCAGGCGCAGCUCAAGCAGGCGCUCGCCGCACCCGCCGCCCGUCUCUUUUCCUCCGCCUCCGCCGCACCUUAUCCGGCCUCGUCCUCUCCACCACCCGCACCAGGAGGGUCAAACAACGUUGAGAACGGAGCAGGAGCGGCGACCGGGCAGCCCAAGCCCAAGUUGACCAAGGCGCAGCGCUUCACCCUCGACCCUGCGACCGCCUCGACUGCACCCAAAUUCCCGCACGGCUUCCUCGCUACAGGCCUGCAUUGCGGCGUCAAGAAGGACCGGUCGAAGCUCGAUCUCGCCGUCAUUAUCUCCGAUCGCCCUUGUUCCGCCGCCGGGACGUUCACCCGCAACGCAUUCGUCGCCGCACCUGUAAUCGUCUCGCAGGAGGUUCUCGCUCGCCAACGGGGUGUAGCGCGGGGACUGGUCGUCAAUUCGGGAUGCGCGAAUGCCGUGACAGGCUCGAAGGGACUGGAAGAUGCGCGGGCGAUGAGCGACCAGCUCGACUCGUUCCUCUCGGCUUCGUCGUCGUCGGACGGCACCGGCACGCUCGUCAUGUCGACAGGCGUCAUCGGGCAACUACUGCCAAUUGACAAGAUCCGACAGGGCAUCGAGGCGUCGACGGCGACACUGGGAAGCACGUUCAGCGCCUGGAGCGACUGUGCGCGGGCUUUCAUGACCACCGACACGUUCCCCAAGCUCCGCACUCGGACGAUCCAGCUCGGCGGCAAGGAGGUCCGCAUGGUCGGCAUUGACAAGGGCGCAGGCAUGAUUCACCCCAACAUGGGUCCGCCUGCCGCUCCCCACGCGACGAUGCUCGGCGUGAUCGCAACCGACGCAGCCGUCGAGCCCGCCUCGCUCCAGAACGCCCUCACCUACGCUGUCGAUCGGUCCUUCAACUCGAUCUCGGUAGACGGAGACAUGUCGACCAACGACACGGUACUCGUACUUGCGAACGGUGCGAGCGGGAUGGCGGAGAUCUCGGAGAAGAAGACGCCCGAGGAGUUUGUGCAGUUUAGGGAGGAGUUGACGAGUUUUGCGGCCGAGCUGGCGCAGCUCGUCGUGCGGGACGGAGAGGGCGCGGAGAAGUUUGUCAAGGUGACGGUUCAGGGAGCGCCAUCGUACGAGGGAGCGCACAAGAUUGCGUCGACGGUCUCGACCUCGUCGCUCGUCAAGUGCGCGUUGCACGGCGAGGACGCCAACUGGGGCCGCAUCCUCUGCGCUGUCGGCUACUCGCAGCCGCCCUUCACCAUUGACCCGACCAAGGUCACCGUCUCGUUCGUCCCGCAGGACGGUUCGCCGGAGCUCAAGUUGCUCGUCAACGGCGAGCCGGAGAACGUUGACGAAGAGAGGGCGAGCGAGAUCCUCCGCGAGGAAGACCUCGAGAUCAAGAUCGACCUCGGCUUGGGAGAGGAGACGGCGACGUACUGGACCUGCGACCUCUCGCAUGAGUACAUCUCGAUCAACGCCGACUACCGCUCGUAA